Mycosarcoma maydis (corn smut) is the source of this 1071-nucleotide messenger RNA. Its product is annotated as putative glycerol-3-phosphate dehydrogenase (NAD). Gene Ontology annotation, biological process: carbohydrate metabolic process; glycerol-3-phosphate catabolic process. The coding region runs from base 1 to 1071 and encodes 356 amino acids. The transcript has a single exon. The record is from RefSeq and is a predicted model, not a curated record. Gene Ontology annotation, cellular component: cytosol; nucleus; glycerol-3-phosphate dehydrogenase (FAD) complex. Gene Ontology annotation, molecular function: glycerol-3-phosphate dehydrogenase [NAD(P)+] activity; protein homodimerization activity; NAD binding. NCBI's taxonomy places the organism in Eukaryota, Fungi, Basidiomycota, Ustilaginomycetes, Ustilaginales.
AUGUCAACCGCCUCGACAUCAAGCUCUUCAAAGAAGCACAAAGUGGUGAUUGUCGGCUCUGGAAAUUGGGGCUCUGCUAUCGCUCGUAUUGCCGGUCAGAACACACAACGACACUCGGACACGUUUCAACGCGAAGUGCAGAUGUACGUGUUCGAAGAAGAUUACAACGGCAAACCUCUCUCGCAGGUCAUCAACGAGACACACGAGAAUCCCAAGUACCUGCCCGGAUGCAAGCUUCCGGAUAACGUCAUUGCCAACCCAAACCCUGUCGAUGCGGUCAAGGAUGCGACGCUGUUGGUGUUCGUUUUACCGCAUCAGUUUAUCCGAUCGGUGUGCAAGCAGUUGAAGGGCCAUGUGAACCCAGAUGCACACGCGAUCUCGAUGAUCAAGGGUGUCGAAGUCAAGGAUGGCAAGAUCUCAAUCUUUGCUGAUGUGAUCCAAGAAGCGCUCGGGGUGUCGUGCUCCGCUUUAUCUGGAGCUAACAUCGCGAACGAGGUGGCGCAGGACAAGUUCUCAGAAACCACAAUCGGUCAUCGACCCGAUGCAAAAGGUCGAGAAAACGCCGAGCUGUUCUUCAAGCUAUUCGACACGCCUACCUUCAAAGUAGGGAUCAUCGAGGAUGUGGCGGGAGUAAGUCUGUGUGGGGCGUUGAAGAAUGUCGUUGCGAUCGCCGCAGGUUUCACGGAUGGAUUGGGUUGGGGAGACAAUGCCAAAGCGGCGGUGAUGCGCAUCGGUCUGAUGGAGAUGAAGCGCUUCAGCGAGGAGUUCUUCGAGGGAAUCAAACCCGAGACCUUCACAGAAACGAGUGCGGGCGUCGCUGAUCUCAUCACCACCUGCCUCGGCGGAAGGAAUCGAAAGUGCGCCGAGGCGUUCGUCAAGACCGGCAAACCAUUCGAUCAGCUCGAAAAAGAGUUGCUCAAUGGUCAAAAGUUGCAAGGAACAGAGACCGCAAGGGAGGUACACGAAUUGUUGGCGGCCCGAGGCAAGGUCGACGACUAUCCGUUGUUCAAGGCUGUCUAUUCGAUCGCAUACGAGGGCAUUGACGCUCACGAUUUGACGAGUCGUCUGUAG